ACAAGCCAUUGUGUAAUUCUCUCUUCCUCCUCCGCCAGCGGCGAACCGCCACCUCCUCCUCUUCUCAGCCAUGGUUGGUUGGCAAAGGAAUUGUAUUCAAUCCCUAACUCGUCAUUUUGGAAAAGCAACACUAUUCGAGACCCAACAAUCACUCUUGCGCCGCCCUUUUUAUCUCUACUCCCAACAUUCGGGAAUCUCCAGUUCAAGGAACUUACUUGAGGAAUUCUCGUCUGAUGUCCCAUCUCCCAAUACACAAACGCCACCGCCUCCAUGUUUGAAACAAGUUCAAUAUGUCUUGAAGGGCGUUACUCAGGACCCUAACAAGAUCGAUCUGGUUGGCAAAUUGGUUCGUGGUAUGCGUGUUGAAGAUGUGUUGUCACAAUUGUCAGUGACAGACAAGCAAGCUGCAAAAACCAUGUAUCAGGCUAUAUUUUCAGCUCGAGCAGAUGCAACAUAUAAACAUGGGUUGGAUCCAGAUCGUCUACUUGUUGCUGGGGCAUCUAUUGGAAAAGGAUUUGUGGGAUUCAGCAAGAAGAGACUGGCUUACCAUGGUAAAGGCAAUGGAAUUAAAGUGAGACCAAAACACCAACUGACGGUGGUUCUAAGGGAGAUUGCCCCUGAAGAGGAGGCGCAGAUAGAAGGACAAAGAGCUGACAAUUUUCUUUAUCUCAGUAAGCGCCUCAGGCUCACUAAGGAGGAAAACCAGCAUGUUCCUCCCCAGCUUCUAAGGAAAAACAAAGACAAAUACUGUAACGCUUCGCCAAGUGGUAUGGCUUCAUGAGCAAGAUACUUCCUUCCCGUGCCCUAGCAUUUUAAAAGAAAGUUUUGAUAUGCAUUACAGAACUCCUCCUCAGUCCUUAGGAUUCAAUAAAAUUGUCGUGUACAACUGCUAAGACCAAGCUUCAGUUUGUUGUAGUGGUCGUUUUUGAUUUUAGGUUUUUAACUGUAUAAUGGCAUCAAGUUGUUUCACUUUCUUCAUUGAGGGAUAUUUUUGAGAUCUUAAUCAUUCGUCCUUGGCCAUUCAUUG
This is a messenger RNA of Fragaria vesca subsp. vesca, 1027 nucleotides long. RefSeq lists its product as uncharacterized. The record is from RefSeq and is a predicted model, not a curated record. The coding region runs from base 71 to 781 and encodes 236 amino acids. Gene Ontology annotation, biological process: translation; ribosome assembly. Gene Ontology annotation, cellular component: ribosome; mitochondrial large ribosomal subunit. Gene Ontology annotation, molecular function: structural constituent of ribosome. Lineage: Eukaryota; Viridiplantae; Streptophyta; Magnoliopsida; Rosales; Rosaceae. The transcript has 6 exons.